Punica granatum (pomegranate) is the source of this 1997-nucleotide messenger RNA. NCBI's taxonomy places the organism in Eukaryota, Viridiplantae, Streptophyta, Magnoliopsida, Myrtales, Lythraceae. The record is from RefSeq and is a predicted model, not a curated record.
CGAUAUCAAAUGAAACUGUUGUCUUUUCAUGUGGGAUAGUUCGGGUCCGCUUAUUAUGUACAAUACGAGCUAAGAGCAUGCAACGGUUUCUCGAACACGAACACUCCAUCAACUAGCAGGGGCCUGCCUAGGUCUUGUCAGGAAUCCCAACUUGGCGGGCCCGCCAAACCUAACUUCCUCACUUGAUGGAGAAAUGCGCAUAAGGAACAUAUGUAAGACCCUGACCAAGUCAUCGAUUAAAUCGAAUGAGGGCGGCUCUCACCCUUCUCCUUGGAUUCGAUCAAUUUCUCGUCCUCCUCUUUCUCGUUCAAUCAAAGGCAAGUUUAGGUUGAUGAGUUCUUCGGGCAGAGAGGGUAGAAUUGAAUUAUUUGGGUUCAGGGUGACGCACAUUCUUGAAUUCUCGGCAGAGAAGAUCGAGACGGUGUUAUACGGUUUGUAUGGUCUACUAAGGUGUGGCAAUACAAGUUUCAUCCGGUAGCAAAGAGGGGCUAGGAACAUUGAUCGGGACGGAAACAGAAUGAAGUUUGAGAAGCCAUUCCGAGGUGGCUCCGACCAGGUCAGGAGGUCAUACGGGAAGAGCGGAGAGACCCGGAACAGCGGAGUAGUUAAUCCUGGAAUAAAGUUACUGGAUAGUCCUCAAGCUACUAAGCCUUCCUCAACAAGAGAGCCAGUUCAGAGGGCAAGGCAAUUCAGGAGAAGCGUCAGAGAACUCACCGAUGAGUUUAUGACAAAGGCGGAUGAGCUCGAGAAGCUUUUUGCGGAGCACCAGCUGCAUGCUCCCCUGAAUCAUUCUAAUUCCUUGGGGAAGGAGAGGAUUGCUGGAUCCCCGCCUGGUUGUGAAGUACCGUAUCUGGCUGAUUAUAACAGAAGUAUAAGAAGUGUGUCCUUUUCCAUUGGUUUGAGGGGGAAAUUCUAUGAGAGGUAUAUGGAGAAACGGGAUGCGAAGCUGAGGGAGGAGUGGAGAACCAGGAGGGUGGAGAAGGAGAUGAAGUUGAGGGCCUUGCAAGAGUGCUUCGAUCGGAGAAGCAGCGAGCUGAGAGCCAAGUUAUUCAGGCCACCUGAAGGCCAUGAAUCAAUAUCUAAAACUCGCUGCCGAGUGGAUAAACUUCGAUCGUUCAAUGCACGAUCAAGUGUAUUAUGGACACAACAGGGACAACAAAUUGAUUCCAUUCAUGCUGAAGAGGAGGAAGAAGCACACGUGCCUUUGGAACUGAAAACGCACCAAAAUAACAGAUUUCCCGAUCAAGACUUGCCUUCCCUUGCCACACGAAGCACAGCAAUCCCAGCUCUACAAUCAUUACACAGUAAAGCAUCGAUCUUUGCUUCAACAAGGAGGCCUACUGAGUAUCCUAUUUCACAAUCAUUUCCCACUGCAUCCAAUCUCCACCAACAGAAAACCAAGCGCUUGCCUGCAGUCAGCAAGACGAGGACUCAUUCUGAGAGGGUAAGGCCGGUAAGCUUCGCACAAAGCAAAAUUAAUAGAGAAGAGUUGCCUCCCCUCACAAAGGAAGAGAAGCCCGGGAAGCAGUCGCAAUCAAUGAGGAGACGUUCUGCUCCAAAUUCGAAUACUGUCAUCUCGUAGGUUUUGAUGAUUUAGUUGGCAUGGUUAGACAAGUAAACGUACUCUGGGUGUGAGAAGGCCUGAUUUCUCAGAAAGAUCUUUUAGGCCCACUUGAGACUUUGUAUAUUAGUACAUCUGUUGCUUCCCAAGACGGAAGCCUGAAGAAGUGGGGAAGUACUGUGAACCUACUAUAUCUGCUCGGGUUUGGAUGUCAGCAGAGGUUCUUAGAAAGUUACUCAACUUUUGGAGGGAAAACGGAAAGCCUAAGAGCUGGGUGGCUACAAACUUGUGAUGGGUUAGUGUCGAUGUAUUGUUCAUUACGUCUAUCUAAUGUCGUGAAAAGAUUCCUUCUUUCUUAUAUGCUUCAUUGGAGAUGAAGUUUCAAUUUUUUCGUUGUGUUGUCUUAGAAUGAUCCAUUCCUAGUGCUUUACUACAA